Messenger RNA from Triticum aestivum (bread wheat), 1982 nucleotides. RefSeq lists its product as uncharacterized. The coding region runs from base 99 to 1799 and encodes 566 amino acids. The transcript has 2 exons. The record is from RefSeq and is a predicted model, not a curated record. Lineage: Eukaryota; Viridiplantae; Streptophyta; Magnoliopsida; Poales; Poaceae.
CUCCGAUGGAUGAAUAGAAGCAGUGUGUGAGUGUUACAUAUCUCAACUUGGUAUUAGAUACCAGCACCCCGAUCCUUCUUUCUCUCGACGCUUCCGCCAUGCAUCGUCUUCUCCGCUGUACCCGCUCGGCCGACUUUGACGCGCCGGCGUCCGCUCCGUUCGCCGCCGUUCCCGUCGCCGCACCCUCUCAGGCAGCUCCCGCUGCCGCGGUCAUCACCACCCCAGUUGCACCCGCGCCCCGCCGUGCGCACCUCGGCGACCUGGGCAAGAUGCCAGUCCCUGACGGCGUCGCGGCUCCUUCCUCGUCCACCUCGGCGCCCCGUGCGGCGCCCUCUGUCCAGCUAGCCGCAGGCGUCCUGCGCACCGCCGGCAGCACCCCCGUCCUGCGCCUCCCGCUGGGCGGCCCCGGCAGCGCCAUCGUCAACCACCUCGGCCCGGGGCGCUCCGACGCCGGUCCUUACUCCACUGUCGGCCUCCCGCCCUCCAUCGCGCACUACUUCACCACCAAGCUUCACCUCGAGUCCGGUAACUACUCGCGCUGGCGUCAAAUCUUUUACAUCAUCGCUUGCAAACAUGAGGUUCAGCAUCAUCUCGAUGCCGCCACUGAGCCGCUCGGCCAGAGCACCGUGUGGCGCAACGAAGACUUGUCCAUGGUGUUGUGGAUGCAAGGCGUCGUCGCCGAGGAGCUCAUGGACGUCGUGGCGUCCCCGGACAGCACCACCUAUGACAUCUGGACCCAGCUCCACGUCCUCUUCAUGGACAAUCAGCCGGGCCGCGCCGUCAUCCUCGGCGCCGAGUUCCAGAACCUCGUCCAGGGCGACCUCUCCGUCGCCGAAUACAGCCGAAGGCUCAAGUCCCUGGCCGACGCUCUCGAGGACAUCGGCGAGCACAUCUCCGAUCAGGCCCUCACGCUCCAGCUCAUCCGCGGCCUCAACCGCAAGUUUCAGAUCAUGGCGACGCUCCUCUCGAUGCAGUCGCCGUUCCCCUCCUUCGUGCAGGCCCGCUCUCGCCUCCUCAUGGAGGAGAUCUCUGCCAACGAGCGGGCUCGACUGGACAGCCGUCCGGAACUCCCAGCCACUGCGCUCACCAUCGGGCACGGGCCGAGUGGUGGCUCCUCUCCCUCCCCUGAUUGCGGAUCAGGCAGCGACUCCGUCAACAAGGGCAAGGGCGCCGCUGCAUCUCCCACGGGCGACAGGGGCAGUGGCUCGCGCGGGCGUGGGCGCGGUCGUGGUCGCGGCCGCGGCGGCCAAUUGUCUGGUGGCGCUCCCGCUGGGCGCGGCGCCGCUCCGGCCGGGCCGCAGCCCCCGACUGGCUUCUUCGCUCCAUACGGCGCCCUCCUCCCCGGCCUGCCUGCACCACGGGCCCCUUGGGCUGCGCCGAACGCCGCCGGCGUCCUAGGCCCACGUCCUCCUGCACCGCAUCAGGCCUACUCCGUGCCCUCGACGUCUUCAAGCAGGCCUACCUGGGAGCAGUAUAAUCAGCUGUACGCUGCUCUCCAGGGCCUCUCCAUGCUGCAGCAGCACGUCGGCGGCACGCCGGACUGGUUCCUCGACACGGGCGCUACGUCGCACGUCGCUAGUAAGACGGACCUCCUCACCUCGUAUGGUUCUCCCCCAUUGCGUCAUUCCUCUGGCAUCUUAGUAGGCAACGGUUCUCGUCUCCCCAUUACAGCCGACCUAGCCACGGGGAAGCUAAUCAUGAGGUCCAAUAGCCAUGGGGACCUCUAUCCUUUUUUCAACAACUCCGGCGUUCAAGCAGUGCUCUCCGUCGCCACAGAUGACAUAUGGCAUCUUCGUUAGGGCAUGCUAGCAAUAAAUCAGUUUCCAUUCUAGUACGUGAUUUUCUUCCUAAUUGUAAUAAAACUAUGCCUAGCACUUUCGUUUGCUCAUCAUGUAAACUUGGCAAGCAGCCUCGACUGCCUUUUUCCCAUUCCAUUCCUAAAACAAGUGCACCUUUCCAAUUAAUACAUUGUAACUUGUGGA